GGUAUGUUAUAAAUAUAAGCAGCAAUUACAUUUUUGCCAUUACUAUCGUCUUUGUGGUCCCGCCCUAAUUUUUAACCAUCAGUUGCCACCAGGGGUUGAAUUGGUGACCUUUUUGGAAUUGGUGCAGUCGUUCCUAAAGCGUUGGGUCGAGCACAGAGCGGUAAUAACGAAACAUUCUCACCAACAUGGACCCUAAAGUGUUCUACUCGUCUGCUGCUCCUGUAGAUGCAGACUUGGCCAAGGCCAUAAUGGCUCAUCGGUUCCAUCCCUCCGUCAUCGGCCCAGAGGCCUGGGAAGGCUACACUUUCUCAGACCAGGAGAUCCGGAUCAAAGAGUCCACAGAUCUCUACGGAGCCGUCCUCUGGCCCUCGGCGAUGGUGCUGUGUCACUUCUUAGAGACCAACAGAGACAGAUACAACCUGGCAGACAAGAACGUCAUCGAACUGGGGGCCGGGACUGGACUGGUCACCAUCGUGUCCAGUAUGUUAGGUACGUUGCGUUUCUUUUAGCGGGGGUCAUUUAUCGUCUU
Cynoglossus semilaevis (tongue sole) is the source of this 529-nucleotide messenger RNA. Its product is annotated as protein-lysine methyltransferase METTL21E-like. Bases 186 to 509 code for a protein of 107 amino acids. Lineage: Eukaryota; Metazoa; Chordata; Actinopteri; Pleuronectiformes; Cynoglossidae. The transcript has 2 exons. The record is from RefSeq and is a predicted model, not a curated record.